GUGGCCUCUUUUGAUAAUGCAUCUUCAAAUUAAUGAUUUAGGGGGCAAAACAUCUAGGAAUAUCAAUCGAAUGACAUUUGGACGUAAAUAUUAACUUAAGCGUUCAAACAGCAUGAUGUCAGUGGAGUGAGAAAGUGAAGGGGUCGGUGUAGUGACAGCAUGGGAACAGUAUGAUGGCAGGAAGAGGGAAGCAAAUGAAUUUCUCCCAAACUGUCAACCCAAACAUUCAAACACCAUCACGUCAAGAGCUUGUUUGAACUUGUGAAGGGGUCGGUGUAGUGACAGCAAGGGAAAAGUAUGAUGGAAAUUCGACGAAACCAGAUGAAUUGUCAUCAAACUGUCAACUCAAGCGUUCAAACAGCAUCACGUCAAGAGCUUGUGUGAACUUGUGAAGGGGACGGAGAAGUUACUGCAAGGGAAAAGUAUGAUGGAAAUUCGACGAAACCAGAUGAAUUGUCAUCAAACUGUCAACUCAAGCGUUCAAACAGCAUCACAUCAAGAGCUUGUGUGAACUUGUGAAGGGGACGGAGAAGUUACUGCAAGGGAAAAGUAUGAUGGAAAUUCGACGAAACCAGAUGAAUUGUCAUCAAACUGUCAACUCAAGCGUUCAAACAGCAUCACAUCAAGAGCUUGUGUGAACUUGUGAAGGGGACGGCGCAGUGACAGCAAGGAAGAGUAUGACGGCAGGAAGAAAGGCGCAGAGGAAUUGCUCCCAAACUGUCACCUCAAGCAUUCAAACAGCAUCACGUCAAGAGCUUGUGUGAACUUGUGAAGGGGACGGCGAAGUGACAACAAGGAAGAGUAUGACGGCAGGAAGAAAGUCGCAGAGGAAUUGCUCCCAAAUUGUCAUCUAAAGCGUUCAAACAGCAUCACGUCAAUAAGGCUGCGUGAACUUGUGGCGGCGACGGUGUGGUGACAGCAUGACAGCAGGAAGAGGAAACCAGAUGAAUUGCUCCUAAAUUGUCACCUCAAGCAUUCAAACAGCAUCACGUCAAUAAGGCUGCGUGAACUUGUGGCGGGUACGGUGUAGUAACAACAAGGGGACAGUAUGACAGGUCGAGGAAACCAGAAUGAUUCCAAGAGAAAGCCUUGGAACAUAGCGACGACACACAAUGCGUGUCACCACAAAGGUCGAGGACUAUGACAGCGACAACACUUCUUCAACCAUGGCUCAACGAUGUUCUGAUUUUUUGAAGAGGAAGAAAAGGAUACUUAUUUGUCUCAUUGUCUUGUGUCUUUGUACCAUGUAUAUUACACAUAACUACACAGCUGGGUAUGAUUCAUCCUUUUCAAACCUACAUAUACUAUUUGGAGAUAGUGUCUAUCAUAAACCAAGAAGGAAAUGUCCCAAUGUCCUAUCGUCAAUGUUGAAGGGUACCUGGAAAAAGAGGAAACUGACCUAUCUAGAAGAAACGGAAAUGGAACUGUUCCUUUUAAAGACUCGUGGUGGACACAGCAUACCGAUGACGCUUGAUCGCCUGGAUGGACGAUGUGGAAACGUGACGUUUGAUUCGAUGGCGUCAUAUAAGCUCCACCCUUUACUUUGGUUCCGUGCGCUGUGUAACCCAAGGGGAGAUAAGCCAUGUUGUUUUAAUGGCAUGUGUGUCAGAGCAACUGAAGAGCAGUGUCGCUGCCCUGACUGUUAUGACAUGCGACAACAGAUUCAUGCAGAGUAUGCUACAUGGACACCUGCUAACCCAGACUGCCAACCAAAGCAAUACACACAGGCAGAAGCGUGUAGUCUUCUCAAGGGGAGUUUACUCUAUAUCACUGGAGACUCAUUUAUACGUCACAUCUAUACGGCUCUCAUAUUAUUGCUGAGAAAUGAUUAUCAACACGGGGCAAUACUUCCGACAGCAUCAGAGGUUUUGAAGAAAGAAUGCCAGGGAAUGUACAUGUUCACAGAAAAGGUGUGUAGACAAUGGUUGGACAGACGGGUGUCAGUCUGCGAUGGAACAGUUAACGUGGUCUUCAACGAACAAAUAGCAUCAGCAUACGGCGCUUCCUUACCACGACUUACGCACAGCUUAGCAAACACCAGUAAAUCCCUUCUAGUCAUUGGCAUAGGGAUACAUGAAAAUUAUAAUCCAAGACCCAUAAUGUUUUCAUAUUUACAUCCCUUGUUAGACUAUCUUUUCAAAUCCAAACAAGCAUGGCCCAGAGUGUUAUGGGCGGGGCCUCAUGCUCCAGGAAUUCUGAAAACUCCAAGCAUCCCCCAACAGAAUUACCAAAGUGUUCUGAACUAUAACUCAGUUAUCAACGACUAUCUGACGUCGUGGAGUGUUCCUGUGUUUGAUACGUUCAAUCUGACGGAUGGUGUGAUGAGUUUUGAUGGUGCCCACUAUGGUCUCGGGGUAAACAAAGUCAAAGUGCAAAUUCUGUUGAACUACAUUCAAGAGCUUUCAGAUAAAGGGAUUUGGUAAAACGUAAUGGCGAGUAACCCUACUCUGUAAUACCAUGUUGAGAUUUUGUUGCAUAACGUUUCAAUACAUCGAUAAUGAUAAUACUUGCUGCUGCUUUCGAAAGGCUUCUACAGUUAAUGUUUAAGUGCACACAUUUUAUUCCCGGUUGUUAACACGAAUCAGUCUCCAGUGUGGGACUACAUAUAACCAUAGUGUGUGACCAAUGAGUCCUACAUGACACUGACUAAGCUAUCACAAAGAUAUAUUUGUGCCAACAUCGAAGUGGGGAGGUAUAAACAUAUGACUAUGAUAUUUUGUUAGGGUAUGGUUAAAUACAUUGAUAGCAUUAUUCCCCAUGGCCAGUGAUUUCAGAUCCAUGUAUUCCUAUGUAGAAUCUCCCAGGGUUUUUACAUAUCCUGCCAGUCCAUGUCACUUUGUGGUCAAAACGAUCACAUCAGACGCUCACCCUUAAUCGCUCCUCGGUGUUGUUUGACCUACUGAAGUUUUCAAACAUUCUUGCACGAAUUUGUCCGUUGCUGGUGCAGAUAUUGCCUUUGACCAAAGUCCGGGAAGUGUACAUGUACCUUCAUACACACAUUGACAGAGAUCAGGGUCCAGUUGUGACUCUCCUAGUUGUCAUUUAAACUUAGUGUGAUGUCUGAUACGCUUACACGUGUGUUUGAGGGACCAGGGCUAGCUUAACUGGUGGUUGUGUUUUGUACACAGUUGAAGGACUUGCCAAACUGGAAAUAGUCGUCAAAAUAGUAUGCAACUAAUUUUCAGUCAUUAAAAAUUAAUAAACACAAUGGCUAUAUUUUCUGGUGUACAUCUAAUGCCUUUGAUGUGGCAAAAGGCAUUAUAUUUAUUUAAUCAUUCUGCAUUCGUGUUGAAUAUUUGGCAAUACAUGCCUGUCAGUUGAAUGACACAUAUUUGAUGCUUAGUGUCUCGCUUGAAUGGAGAUGCACUUCGCGCUAUUACUUUUAUACGGCUGCAUACGAAAUUAUUUACAGUUACUACAGUACAAUAGAUUUGGAAAUCUACUGAAGACAAAUGGACAUUCUUUAGGGAUUUUAUGACGACACUUUGUACUGAUAUAAAAUAAAUAAUUUUCAUGUGAUCACUAUACCUAGACAGAGCAUGUUUUUGUUUGAUAUAGGUCACAACAUUGAGGGCCUCAGUAAAGCUUUCAAAAGGC
Molecule: messenger RNA, 3597 nt
Organism: Haliotis rufescens (red abalone)
Lineage: Eukaryota; Metazoa; Mollusca; Gastropoda; Lepetellida; Haliotidae
Exons: 3
Coding region: 1113-2423 (436 amino acids)
Source: RefSeq, a predicted model, not a curated record